AUGGGCCUCGAGGCUCGCAUGCCACCGCUCCAGCCGGAUGUGGAUGCUCUCGACAAUGAGGCGUCCCCCAUAGUAGAAGCCGCCGCCGAACUGCCAGUACUGACGGCAACACCUACAGCCUACUCGGGAUGCUGCCUGGCUCUUAGCAAACCCCUCAUCGUAUACUUCGCGUCGCUCCUUCCUCAACCCCCAUCGCUUGCUCUAUCCAUCGGAAGCGGCUUUGGCUUGCUCGAAAGUUACCUCAUCGUCAAACCUCACGCGCACCACAUCGUCGGCGUCGAAGUAGAGCCAAGCUCCAACCAGUAUCUGCCUCCCUCAAACCAUCGUGUCGUUCACGGUUCGCGCUUCCUCGAGCCGCUCGCUGCGGAAGCCACGACUUGGCUCUUUGUUUACCCGCGACGCGUGGGGCUGGUGCGCGAAUAUCUGGCAGAACAUGGUCAAGGCAGUGUGAAGCGGGUCAUAUGGGCCGGUCCCAAGGCUGACUGGGAUGACUACAAGACUUGCUUCGCAGAUUGGCAUGUCCAGGAGCAGAGCGCCGAGCUGGUUGGGGGAAGAGCAUGGGAAUUGAUCGCUGUCGCAGACAAAGCUACGCCCUGA
This is a messenger RNA of Alternaria alternata, 597 nucleotides long. RefSeq lists its product as hypothetical. NCBI's taxonomy places the organism in Eukaryota, Fungi, Ascomycota, Dothideomycetes, Pleosporales, Pleosporaceae. The record is from RefSeq and is a predicted model, not a curated record. The coding region runs from base 1 to 597 and encodes 198 amino acids. The transcript has a single exon.